This is a messenger RNA of Thecamonas trahens ATCC 50062, 2974 nucleotides long. RefSeq lists its product as uncharacterized. The coding region runs from base 140 to 2884 and encodes 914 amino acids. The record is from RefSeq and is a predicted model, not a curated record. NCBI's taxonomy places the organism in Eukaryota, Apusomonadida, Apusomonadidae. The transcript has a single exon.
CCCCUCCUCUUCCCCCUCCGCCCUUUCAGCCGCUUCUCCCCGCCCUCUCUCUCCGGUCCCCGGUCCGGCUCCACCACCACCCAAAUCCCUUCAACUUCAAUCAUAUCCACAACGACAACGACACAAGGUCGCCUUCCAUAUGUCUACGCAUACGCUUCCUGAUGAGCUUAUGCGAGGAUCGUUGAAGCAAUGGGCAACACGGAUAUGGACAAGGAACCGGUUGCCAUCAUGUACCUUUGGUGAUCAACUCAAGGCCAUGAAGAUGCGAAAGGUUGAUCGUCGGUCUUUGUGGAAUGCGCUCGUCUUUACACAUGGUGAAUCACAAGCUGCUCUUCGUGCUCUUGGUUGCGGCGACUCGUCGGUCUUGUCCAGUUUGAGCGAGUCGCACAUGUCACCUCUGGUCGAGAGCGUUGCCAGAUCCAUGCCCGAGUCAUCCACUUCGCCGGUGGCAUCGUCGGCUGGUCCUGCAUCUGGUGUGCGACCCAAGUGGAGUAGCAAGCACUCGGCUUCGGCGUCUGCGCCUGCGCUGCUCUCACUCUCGGUCUCGGCGAUGAAGCGGGCACAGCCUGCUGCGCUGCAAGUCUACCAGUCGGCGGUCAUUGUCAAGGCGCCAACGGGAUCGGGAAGCUCACCCAAGACGGCCCAGCUACCACGGCUAGCGCCGCGAUCGCCAGUCACCGCACUCUCGCUCUCGCCCAAGCGCCCGCGGUUCGAGCUCUCGCCGUCGGUCUCGGCCGAAGUCUCACCGGCAGGCACGCCCAGAGCCAAAGCGUCACGGGGCGGGAGCUCGCCAACAAGUUCCAGCCCGCCGACAAGCAGGCGCGCGUCGUCAAGGCGCAAGUCGCGCCGCGCGGCGGCAGCGACGCCGGCGAGCAAGCCCAAGCCGGUGGCAGCAGUCAAGAGCUCGUCGCGCGCAAGCGCCCGCAAGGCGCGCCAGUCGAUCUCCAAGCUCGCGAAAAGCUCGAGUUCGAGCUCGAGCUCGAGCUUGGGCGGCGGCUCAUGCUCCGACUCGGACUUUGGUCCCGAUUUGUCCGGUGACGCGUCGUCGAGCUCGUACGAUUCGGGAACCAUGGAUAAUGGGUACAUUGGGCCCGGGCGUGGACGUGGGCGCAGGCGUGUGCAUGGGCAUGGAAGCGGGCGCGGACGCGGGCGCGGGCGCGGGCGUGAACGUGGGCGGACGAGGUCGCAGACGAGCGAGCGGUCGGUCGGCUCGUUGCGGCGCGGGCGUUCGGCCGAUGAGAGCGUCACGGCGUCGGCGGCUGGCGCAAAACGCAAGGUGCGGCAGAAAGGAGGAAAGGCGGGGCCACGGGUCAAGGGUGACGUGCCGGGCGCUGUGCCCGCAGCCGCCAAUCUACUGAAGUGGCGGACCAAGCCGUACGUCGGGCGAGGCAAGGUGCGGACAACAGCCAAGGAGCGGAAGCUUGUGGCUGCGGCCGAGGCCUUUGCGGCCAAUGCGCGCAAGUCGGCGCCGCCAGUCAAGACCUUUGAGCCGUUUGUCCACGGCUCGCUGGUCCAGGCCAACAAGCGAUACGGCAUGCUCUUUGCACAGAUUCUCGGCUCGCUCCUCGACCGCGACCUGCGCAACUCGUUCAUCGCGUCUGUGAUGGAGCAUCUGGCCGACGCCAUGGGCCUCUCGUUCCACAUUCCGGCAUCCGAGUUUUGGGGACUGGAGAAGCAGGCAGUGACGCGGAUGCUGCGCGCCAUGGGCCUCGAUGCGCAGUACGGAGUCAUGGUGACCAUGGACCGGUUACUGAAGGCCGUCCAGGCCGCGGCGCCCAAGGUGUGGGGCGUAAUGGGUAUGAAGAAGAUCCAUUUGCAGACGUACAUCGGGCUCUGCUACUCUUCGCUCCCGCCAGAGCCGUCGCGGAUGUGGCCCGAAUACUACGCAACCCGCGAGGCGUGGGUCGCGUCGGGCUUUGAAGUCGCCAACCUGCUGUGGAUUGUGAGGCAAGGCCGCAAGAAGCUCCACCGUGCGCCGUCGUACGCGCUCGUCCGCGAGUACCGGAGCUGGGACGAUCCGCUCAUCAUGAUCCUUGAUCUCGAGACUCGGUGCCUUGUCCGGCAGUACGGACCCAUCCCACUGCCGGAGCAUGCGCCCGAGAUCAUCGACGUCAACGCCUCGCUCCUCUCGCCGCUGGCGGCAACGCGGAUCUACUGCCGCACUCUCCGGGCGGCGCUCAUUCCCCGCAGCGACAUCGAGUUUGCGCACCAGUACUAUCUCGUCGCCGCGGAGCUCAUCCAGAAGCUCUCUGGCGCACCGGCCGACGGACCCGCUGCCGCCAUGGCAGCGGCGCUCAUCUCGAGCUGGGCUGCAAGCGACCAUGGCUCGGGUGCCGCUGCUGGCGCCGCGCUCAUUGUCCAGAUGCUCAACAUCUUUGGCUGCGGCUACGACUCGGGCUACUGUAGCUCUGUUUCCGCCCUACACGCUGCGCUCGUCGACAUCUCGCCGACUGUCAUGUCGGGCUUCACACUCGAUCAUCUCCAGACCUGGAUCCUGAUCUGUUUUACUGUCCAGCCGUCGCGCGAGGCAUGGGAGCGGUUCUGCGUCGUCCGCGACGCGUGGGGGCAGGGCGACCGCGACUCGAUUGACCUCAUUGUCUUCUUUGACAUCACCCGGCGCAAGAUCCGGUACGACCCGCAAAAGGGCAUCCCGGAGCCGCUGGCCUGGGACGACCCCCUCAUCCCGCUCAUCACCCGCACUCCCGACGGCCGGCUUGUCCUCGACCGGGACGCCCCGCCUGCAGCAUCAACCUCGCGCGCCCGUAAGGUCCGGCGAACGCUCGCCUCACGAGUCCGUGUCCCAGCCAGCGAGCGCGCUGAUUGGCGACGUGCCAGCUCCCCGCUGCCAAAGUCAUCGGCCACUCGCAAGCGCAAGCGGACAUAGUACCGAUGCGUUUGCCCACACGCAAGCGCAAGCGGACAUUGUGCGGGAUGCGUCUGCCCGACUGGAGAGACGUAAAGCGACAUAGAGGAA